AGUACAUAGUGUAAAGCCUGAAGUUACUCCUUGGCCGAGUGCCAAUCAAGCCAGUAUAAAUUGGCCGCCGAGGCUUGAUUACGGCACAGUUCAAUCGAUUGUUUAGUGCUGUGAACAACUACUUCUUCCGAUCAUCGAAACAUGGCUUUCAAGUUCCUGACCUUCUGCGCCCUGGUGGCCGUUGCCCGCGCUGGAGUCAUCGCUCCGGCUGCCGUGGCUUACACUGCUCCAAUUGCCAAGACUGUGGCUUAUGCUGCCCCAGCUGCCCAUGUAGCCUAUGCUGCGCCAGCUGCCCACGUGGCUUAUGCUGCCCCUGUUGCCAAGACCAUUGUCGCCGCCCCAGUUGCCAAGACUGUCGUUGCUGCUGACGAAUACGACCCACAUCCAGAGUACUCCUACAGCUACGGAAUCUCCGAUGCCCUGACCGGUGACCAGAAGUCCCAGCAGGAAUCUCGUCACGGAGAUGCCGUCCAGGGAUCUUACUCGCUGGUUGAUGCCGAUGGCUUCAAGCGUACCGUUGAAUACACCGCCGAUCCCGUCAACGGAUUCAACGCUGUCGUCCACCGUGAACCUCUGGUCAAGACCGUCGCUGCUGCCCCAGUUGCUAAGGUUGUUGCUGCUGCCCCAGUUGCCUAUGCCGCUCCAGUUGCCAAGACCAUCUCCUACGCGGCCCCAGCUGUGACCAAGACCAUUGUCUCUGCCCCCGCCGUCACCAAGACCAUCGUGUCCCAGCCGGCUGUGGCUUAUGCUGCCCCAGCUUACGCAUACCACCACUAAACGAUCAAGACUGUCAAGAAGUACAAGUAGCACCAGCCAAGGGAACCCCGUUUAUGAUUUCACAUUUGCAUUUUGAAACCCCAGGCGAGUUCAGCCCCGUUCUCGCCGACCUGUAAAAAUUGAACACUGCAACUAUUUAUUUUUUUGUUUAAAAUACAUUAAUCAAUGAAACGUAA
This is a messenger RNA of Aedes aegypti (yellow fever mosquito), 953 nucleotides long. Its product is annotated as larval cuticle protein A2B. Gene Ontology annotation, cellular component: extracellular matrix. Lineage: Eukaryota; Metazoa; Arthropoda; Insecta; Diptera; Culicidae. The record is from RefSeq and is a predicted model, not a curated record. The coding region runs from base 142 to 777 and encodes 211 amino acids. The transcript has 2 exons.